Messenger RNA from Eimeria necatrix, 456 nucleotides. RefSeq names its product SAG family member. The transcript has 3 exons. Lineage: Eukaryota; Apicomplexa; Conoidasida; Eucoccidiorida; Eimeriidae. The record is from RefSeq and is a predicted model, not a curated record. Bases 1 to 456 code for a protein of 151 amino acids.
AUGCUGUCUUUAGGAUGCGUGAGCAUCAUAAACGUUCUAAGGAAGGAAAACCUGAGAGACCUGCUGAAACCCCUCACUAAAGCGGAUGAUAGUGAGCUGACCGUAAGCCUGGAGGAAAUCCAAGUGGACGAAGCAGACAACCUUACGGCUCAAACAAUUGCAGUAAAGCUUGCAGGUGCCGAAGCAGCUACUUGUAAUUUGCGCGAAACUGCGGGUACGGAAAAGUAUACCGGCGUGGUAAUUCCCUCCGCACAUAAUACAGAUUUCGACUGUAACGCUUUGAUCCAGGCAACUUACACAGCGGGGCUUCCCCAUCUCGAAGAGUCGAACUUCGACCCAACGACAAGCAAAUAUGUUAUAGAAGCACCCUUUAAUAAUGUGGCAGUCAGCACUGUCGCAUUUUUGCUGUCGGCAAAAAGCGCAAAGGUCUCUUGCGCCGCCACCAAAGAUUGCUAA